AGCAAGUCCCUGCACCCUCGCCCAGAAUCCCGGGCUCGCACACACUCCGCGCAGGCCGCUCCCCCUGCACACUCCUCCCUCCGUCUCCCCCCGGCUUCCCCGCCCCUCUCUUCCUCCUUCUUUCCCUCCUCCCUCUCCCGGCGCCCGAAAGGAUCAUUGUUAGCCGCCCCCGCCCCGCCCACCCCGGCUGUUUAUUUAUGCACACGUCACCGGGCCGGCCCCGCCCUCCGGCAUCUCAUUAAGGCAGUGUGUUCCUCUCGCCCUGUCAAUAAUCUCCGCUCCCAGACUACUCCGUUCCUCCGGAUUUCGAUCCCCCUUUUUCUAUCUGUCAAUCAGCGCCGCCUUUGAACUGAAAAGCUCUCAGUCUAACUUCAACUCACUCAAAUCCGAGCGGCACGAGCACCUCCUGUAUCUUCGGCUUCCCCCCCCUUUGCUCUUUAUAUCUGACUUCUUGUUGUUGUUGGUGUUUUUUUUUUUUACCCCCCUUUUUUAUUUAUUAUUUUUUUGCACAUUGAUCGGAUCCUUGGGAACGAGACAAAAAAGGAACCCAAACUCACGCGUGCAGAAGAUCUCCCCCCCCUUCCCCUCCCCUCCUCCCUCUUUUCCCCUCCCCAGGAGAAAAAGACCCCCAAGCAGAAAAAAAGUUCACCUUGGACUCGUCUUUUUCUUGCAAUAUUUUUUGGGGGGGCAAAACUUUUUGGGGGUGAUUUUUUUUGGCUUUUCUUCCUCCUUCAUUUUUCUUCCAAAAUUGCUGCUGGUGGGUGAAAAAAAAAUGCCGCAGCUGAACGGCGGUGGAGGGGAUGACCUAGGCGCCAACGACGAACUGAUUUCCUUCAAAGACGAGGGCGAACAGGAGGAGAAGAGCUCCGAAAACUCCUCGGCAGAGAGGGAUUUAGCUGAUGUCAAAUCGUCUCUAGUCAAUGAAUCAGAAACGAAUCAAAACAGCUCCUCCGAUUCCGAGGCGGAAAGACGGCCUCCGCCUCGCUCCGAAAGUUUCCGAGACAAAUCCCGGGAAAGUUUGGAAGAAGCGGCCAAGAGGCAAGAUGGAGGGCUCUUUAAGGGGCCACCGUAUCCCGGCUACCCCUUCAUCAUGAUCCCCGACCUGACGAGCCCCUACCUCCCCAACGGAUCGCUCUCGCCCACCGCCCGAACCUAUCUCCAGAUGAAAUGGCCACUGCUUGAUGUCCAGGCAGGGAGCCUCCAGAGUAGACAAGCCCUCAAGGAUGCCCGGUCCCCAUCGCCGGCACACAUUGUCUCGAACAAAGUGCCAGUGGUGCAGCACCCUCACCAUGUCCACCCCCUCACGCCUCUUAUCACGUACAGCAAUGAACACUUCACGCCAGGAAACCCACCUCCACACUUACCAGCCGACGUAGACCCCAAAACAGGAAUCCCACGGCCUCCGCACCCUCCAGAUAUAUCCCCGUAUUACCCACUAUCGCCUGGCACCGUAGGACAAAUCCCCCAUCCGCUAGGAUGGUUAGUACCACAGCAAGGUCAACCAGUGUACCCAAUCACAACAGGAGGAUUCAGACACCCCUACCCCACAGCUCUGACCGUCAAUGCUUCCAUGUCCAGCUUUCUGUCUUCUAGGUUCCCUCCCCAUAUGGUCCCACCACAUCAUACGCUACACACGACGGGCAUUCCGCAUCCGGCCAUAGUCACACCAACAGUCAAACAGGAAUCGUCCCAGAGUGAUGUCGGCUCACUCCAUAGUUCAAAGCAUCAGGACUCCAAAAAGGAAGAAGAAAAGAAGAAGCCCCACAUAAAGAAACCUCUUAAUGCAUUCAUGUUGUAUAUGAAGGAAAUGAGAGCAAAGGUCGUAGCUGAGUGCACGUUGAAAGAAAGCGCGGCCAUCAACCAGAUCCUUGGGCGGAGGUGGCAUGCACUGUCCAGAGAAGAGCAAGCGAAAUACUACGAGCUGGCCCGGAAGGAGCGACAGCUUCAUAUGCAACUGUACCCCGGCUGGUCCGCGCGGGAUAACUAUGGAAAGAAGAAGAAGAGGAAAAGGGACAAGCAGCCGGGAGAGACCAAUGAACACAGCGAAUGUUUCCUAAAUCCUUGCCUUUCACUUCCUCCGAUUACAGACCUGAGCGCUCCUAAGAAAUGCCGAGCGCGCUUUGGCCUUGAUCAACAGAAUAACUGGUGCGGCCCUUGCAGAUGCAAAUACUCCAAAGAAGUGUCGGGCACUGUUCGGGCUUGACCGACAGACUUUAUGGUGCAAACCGUGCAGGAGAAAAAAAAAGUGCGUUCGCUACAUACAAGGUGAAGGCAGCUGCCUCAGCCCACCCUCUUCAGAUGGAAGCUUACUAGAUUCGCCUCCCCCCUCCCCCAACCUGCUAGGCUCCCCUCCCCGAGACGCCAAGUCACAGACUGAGCAGACCCAGCCUCUGUCGCUGUCCCUGAAGCCCGACCCCCUGGCCCACCUGUCCAUGAUGCCUCCGCCACCCGCCCUCCUGCUCGCCGAGGCCACCCACAAGGCCUCCGCCCUCUGUCCCAACGGGGCCCUGGACCUGCCCCCAGCCGCUUUGCAGCCUGCCGCCCCCUCCUCAUCAAUUGCACAGCCGUCUACUUCUUCCUUACAUUCCCACAGCUCCCUGGCCGGGACCCAGCCCCAGCCGCUGUCGCUCGUCACCAAGUCUUUAGAAUAGCUUUAGCGUCGUGAACCCCAGCUGCUUUGUUUAUGGUUUUGUUUCACUUUUCUUAAUUUGCCCCCCACCUCCACCUUGAAAGGUUUUGUUUUGUACUCUCUUAAUUUUGUGCCAUGUGGCUACAUUAGUUGAUGUUUAUCGAGUUCAUUGGUCAAUAUUUGACCCAUUCUUAUUUCAAUUUCUCCUUUUAAAUAUGUAGAUGAGAGAAGAACCUCAUGAUUCUACCAAAAUUUUUAUCAACAGCUGUUUAAAGUCUUUGUAGCGUUUAAAAAAUAUAUAUAUAUACAUAACUGUUAUGUAGUUCGGAUAGCUUAGUUUUAAAAGACUGACUAAAAAACAAAAAGAAAAAAAAAGCAAUUUUGAAGCAGCCCUCCAGAAGGAGUUGGUUCUGUAUUAUUUGUAUUAAAUACGAGCUUGCGAACCAAUCAUUUUACAUCUGGUUUUUAAACCGUAAGGGCACCAUGAAUGCAGUGCCGUUACUUUUUUUUUUUUUUUUUUUCUGUGUGAAACAACUCUUAUUGUGAUGUUACUUGUUAUUGUUUAAAUGUACAGAAACAAAGGGUAAAAAUGUGUUAAUAUACCUUGUUCCAUGGUGUUGUUCUUUUGGGGGGAGGGGACGCUACUCAACACUUAAUAGAAUCACAACGCUGUUGGGCCAGUAGUAUUUAUUGCUUUAGAGAUUGCUUGUCGUACCUGUAUGUCAUCCCUUUUUAAAUAUGUUUUCCUUUUUCUUGAAACUGUAUAAAGUUUUUUUCCCCCUUAGCAUAAGCAUCUUAUAUAUAACAACUCAUUUGUACAAGGUUUUUAAGUUUAUAUAUAAAAUGUGUAUAUAUAUUUUUGUUUCCCCUUUUUGACUUUUUUUUUUUUCUGUAUGAAACCCAGAUGUCACCAAAUGGACAUUAAUAGUUGCAUUAAGGAUCAGUAGCAUUAACAAAAGUUGCUUUAAAAGCCAUUAUGUAAAACAAGACUUGAAAAUGAGUGAGGGAAUUUUAGCGACACUGUCUGAGCAGCAGUGGGAACCAUCUUCGUUUCCCCUUUGAACUCCCAGUGGGAUGCCCUACCCUGCGCCCUUAGGACCCGGACUGACCGUGUGCAAAACUUUACGUGCCAAAAUUCUCAGUGAAUUUAGCUUUCUCCCUCUUUUUGAUGCUGUAAUUUUUGUUCAUCAUGUUUUGCUGUGAUGUUACAUAGGUAGAUUUGUAUGUAGUUUUAAUGUCACCUAUAACAAAAUGUGUUUGGUAGCAGAUUGUCCAGAAAGCAUUUUAAAUGAAGAGGUAUAAACCCUUAAGGGCCAAAAUUCUGUAUAUUAGAUUACUCUUAAACGAAAAACCAGCUGCCGCUUUUAUGUACACAUAUUACAUACGAGUAGGCAGCAGACUUUAAAAAUAAAAAAAACCUAGGCAUGUUGAUGUUGCAAAAUGCUGUAUAAAGCUGAAACCUGUUCAUUCAGUGCCAUUGUAGUUGACAUGAAGCGAUUGUAAAACUGUCUCCGAUUUUUCUCUGGUUUAUUAAAAUGCUAACUAUAACAUUUUUUGUGAAUACUUUGAAUGUUUCCUAACAGUUGUGAUGUUACUGUUCCGUUUUAUGCUCUUAUUCCAAGUUCAUUUUUAAUGGUUUGGAAGCCAUUUUUGUAAUGAAUAAAUGUUCAUGCUGUACAGUAUCUGUAGCAUGCCAUUCUGGAUUAAUAAAAGCAACUUAGUAUGUGCAGAUAAA
Pan troglodytes (chimpanzee) is the source of this 4364-nucleotide messenger RNA. It is a transcript of the gene TCF7L2, whose product is annotated as transcription factor 7 like 2. Bases 773 to 2203 code for a protein of 476 amino acids. The record is from RefSeq and is a predicted model, not a curated record. The transcript is spliced from 15 exons. Gene Ontology annotation, molecular function: RNA polymerase II cis-regulatory region sequence-specific DNA binding; DNA-binding transcription factor activity, RNA polymerase II-specific. Gene Ontology annotation, cellular component: chromatin; catenin-TCF7L2 complex; beta-catenin-TCF complex. NCBI's taxonomy places the organism in Eukaryota, Metazoa, Chordata, Mammalia, Primates, Hominidae. Gene Ontology annotation, biological process: regulation of transcription by RNA polymerase II; canonical Wnt signaling pathway.